AUGGUAUCAGAACGAAGAUCUUUUACUUUUGCGCAUAAUCUGAUCAUACUUGCCGAUAUUAAAACCUUAUUUACCCUCUGGUAUGCAGACACUAAGAGACAAAAAGCUGCAGAAGCUCAUGGAAACGAAAUGGAGGAAACUAUAAAAAUUGACAGCAAAAAAAUCAAUGCCCAAUAUUUCACUUUCCGUGAGUUAGCCACUGCGACAAACAACUUCCGGCAGGAAUGUUUGUUGGGGGAAGGAGGAUUCGGAAGAGUUUAUAAGGGGACACUUCAAUCGACCGGCCAGGUUGUGGCAGUGAAACAACUAGACAGGAAUGGCCAGCAUGGAAACAGGGAGUUUCUUGUGGAAGUUUUGAGGCUGAGUCUGCUGAAUCAUCCGAAUUUAGUCAAUUUCAUUGGAUAUUGUGCUGAUGGAGAUCAGAGACUUUUGGUAUAUGAAUUUAUGCCAGGAGGUACAGUAGAAGAUCGUUUGAUAGAUUUAACAGAAGACAAAAAGCCUUUAGAUUGGGUAGCAAGAAUCAAAAUAGCAUUGGGAACUGCUCAAGGUUUGGAUUAUUUACAUACCAAGGCCAACCCUCCUGUAAUAUACCAUGAUUUAAAGGCCUCAAGCAUCUUGUUGGAUAAAAAUUUUGUGCCGAAACUCUCUGAUUUCGGGUUGGCAAAACUUGGCCCUGUUGGGAACAAUAUUCGUCUUUCUACAAGGGUGAUGGGGACAUAUGGUUACUGUGCUCCAGAAUAUGCAAAAACAGGCCAAUUCACUAUCAAAUCUGAUGUCUACAGUUUUGGAGUCAUUUUGCUAGAGCUCAUUACUGGAAGAAGAGUCAUAGACAAUACAAGACCAGUAGAAGAACAAAAUCUAAUUUCGUGGGCCGAACCCAUAUUCAAGGACCCCAAGAGAUUUCCGGAUAUGGCAGAUCCUCAUCUUAAAAAGCAAUUCCCAGAGAGAAGUUUGAAUCAAGCAGUUGCAAUAGCAGCCAUGUGCCUGCAAGACGAACCAUCGACUCGCCCUUUGAUAAGUGAUGUUGUGACAACUCUAAGUUUCCUUUCAGAAGAUACAGAAAAGAUGUGCUCAAAUAGGAAUGAGCAAAGGAAUUUUGAUCAGGAUGGUGAAUAUUCGGGGAUCGAUCAGGAACAAGAUUAUUCGAAUGAAGAAAUUUCGAAGGGAGAAUCUUCAAAUCGUCCUGAAAUUAGCGAAGGAAGUGUUUCUUCAAGAUCAUUUGCAGCCAGCAAGAGUUUACAGGAGGGAAAUGCUCCUUUACACAGCGAAAGCAGCCGCAAAUCGAAUGAUGUUGGUGUUAUUUCAAGUAACAGAAGCAGCAAGGGAUCAGGUUUUGGCAUUUCAGGCCAAAAUGGUAGUAAAAAGUUGCAAAGUUCAUUUACUUUGAAGAGAAAUGGAAGCGAUUACUUGGGCAGCAAGAAACAAAUUAAUAAAACAGUUUCUUUAGCGAAACAAAUAAGCACCAGAAUAUCACAGGAGGGAAGUAUUGGUUCAAGAAAUAGAAGCAUGAAAUUAAAAGAUAGAACCAUGUCUUCCAGGCGUAAAGGCUUCAGGAAAUCCUACGAAAGUUUAGAUGACACAGCAACAUCUGCACAUUCAAGAAUGUCAGAAGACCCGUUGAGUGAAGUUACUCUUCUUUAUCCAUAG
This is a messenger RNA of Pistacia vera, 1647 nucleotides long. RefSeq names its product probable serine/threonine-protein kinase PBL24. Lineage: Eukaryota; Viridiplantae; Streptophyta; Magnoliopsida; Sapindales; Anacardiaceae. Gene Ontology annotation, molecular function: ATP binding; protein kinase activity. The coding region runs from base 1 to 1647 and encodes 548 amino acids. Gene Ontology annotation, biological process: protein phosphorylation. The transcript has 4 exons. The record is from RefSeq and is a predicted model, not a curated record.